This is a messenger RNA of Trichoderma asperellum CBS 433.97, 825 nucleotides long. RefSeq lists its product as uncharacterized. NCBI's taxonomy places the organism in Eukaryota, Fungi, Ascomycota, Sordariomycetes, Hypocreales, Hypocreaceae. The record is from RefSeq and is a predicted model, not a curated record.
AUGAGGAGAAGAAAUGCAAAGGCAGUUCACACCACUACAACCACGACGCCGUCAAAGCCCACCAACAGUGCAUUGGCAUCAUCAUCUCCGUUGCCAGAGCCAUUCGAUAAUACGCCAGCCUCUGCCUUCCAAAGUUCUGGUUCAACCGACGCAUGUCCCAAGUUCAUAUCGAAUCUUCUAUCAAACCCAACUUUCAAGAGUUGCUAUCCACUCUCCAUGAUGCUCCAGUCCUCGACAGGUUUCUUCCAAGCCGAAAAGUCGCUUCUCAGCAUAGUGCGGGUGUUGGAUGCAACUUGCAAAGCCGACUCGUCGUCUUGUGCAACAUUCCUCGAUCAAGCCGCGACGAACCUCACCAUGGCCGGUAAUUGCAAGACUGAAGUUGAGCAGAACCAGACUCUAGUUCUGCAAGCAUACGACGGUCUGGUAGCUUACAAGACGCUAUAUGCAGCAACCUGUCUCCAAGAUCCUUCUUCGAGCCAAUAUUGUUUUGCAAACGCUGUCACGAAUCUCAAUACGCCAUCAGACGCUUACCUCUACUUUUUGCCCUACGGUCUGGCCUUACCUGGUAGCUCCAACCCAUCGUGUAGUUGGUGUACCCAGCAGACCAUGGAUAUAUAUUACUCUGCCUCCGCAGACCGCAGCUCACCAGUCGCCGGUGUCUACCAAGCUGCGGCCCGCCAAGUGAACACUUUAUGCGGCCCGAAUUAUGUCAAUGGCACUCUACCCCCAGCUUCAUCAGGAGUCAUUGCCGUGCGACCAGCCAUAUAUACGACUACAUUGGCUGCCCUUUGUGCUACACUCGUUAUCCUUGUUUCGGCCUUAUAA